CAUGUUCUCCACAUGUGAAUCAAAGAGUGGAAGAAAAACAGACUGCGCUUCCUACCUAGCUGGGGGGGAAAAAAAUCAGGACCCUUGGACUGCAUAUCACCCCCAAUUCCAGCUCAUUCAAGCGGCUCGUAACGCGUUUCUUACAGCCUGAAGCGGUGAGCUGCGGAAUCGUGCUCAUAGGGAAUGACAGCGCUGCCCGUGGCGGGACCCCGUUUGCCGGGACUGUCCCCCCAGACUCAGGCUAGCCUGCCCCCCCAGCCGAACCCGGGCUCCUCCCAGCCACCCCAGGGGGCCCUGCGCGAGAUCCCCCCCGCCAUCCUGUGCAAGAUCGGACAGGAGACUGUGCAGGACAUCAUCUCCCGAAGCAUGGAGAUCUUCCACCUCAUGAGGGCCACUCAGCUGCCGAAUGGGGUGACGCAGAGCCACGCUGUGUACCAGGACCGCUUCCACAAGCUGCAGGAGCACCUCCGCCAGCUGACACUGCUCUUCCGUAAACUGCGUCUGCUGUACGAGAAGUGUGCCGAGACCACCGCGGAGCUCGGCGAGACGCCCAGCGAGCUGAUUCCCUAUCUGGGAGAGGAGGCUCCUGGAGUUCAGGUGGAUCCCUGUGGAUUCACGGCACAGUGGGAGCGCCAGGAGGUAUUCAAGAAAGUGAAGCAGAAGAACCAGGAGAUGAAGCUGCUGAUGGACCAAAUGCGCAACCUGCUGUGGGACGUGAACGCCAUGCUGACCCUGAGGAAGUGACCCCUCCCUCCGUCCCUGUUCCUGUGAACACCAUGCUGACCCUGAGGAAGUGACCCCUCCCUCCCUCCCUCCCUGUGAACACCAUGCUGACCCUGAGGAAGUGACCCCUCCCUCCCUCAGUCCCUGUGAACAUCAUGCUGACCCUGAGGAAGUGACCCCUCCCUCUGUCCCUCCCUGUGAACAUCAUGUUGACCCUGAGGAAGUGACCCCUCCCUCCCACAGUCCCUGUGAACAUCAUUCUGACCCUGAGGAAGUGACCCCUCCCUCUGUCCCUCCCUGUGAACAUCAUGCUGACCCUGAGGAAGUGACCCCUCCCUCCGUCCCUGUGAACACCAUGCUGACCCUGAGGAAGUGACCCCUCCCUCCCUCCCCCUGUCUGUCUGAAGAGGCUUGGGUUUGUUCUGCUGAUCAGGGACCGGAAAAUCCACUGUAAAAUCCCUUUAAUCUCAGGAAUCAUCUCUUUCAGACCCCCCAGUACGUCUUCAUGCAAUGUGUGCUUCCAGUACUGCAAUACCAUUUGCCAGAGUGCUAAGCAAGGCCUCGGUUUUAUAACUUACUGUAGGAUUAGCCUUGACAGCAUUGUCACUGCUCCCCUUUUGCUUUUUAAAAUUUAUUUAAUUCAACGACACAUCCCUGUGCUGUAGGUCACAUUAAACAGAGAGAACAAGCAGACUUUUUUUUAUUUAUUUAGCCUCAAUUAGAAAUCAUUAAUAAGGUUUUUAUAUGGAACGUCCUUACAUACUGUUUACCUUUUUCAUGAGAAAACAGCUGGGAUGAACUUGGGCUUUAAAAUUAAAUUGAAAAUCUUUCCUUUUGAAUAAAACCUGACACCCCAACAAAUUACCUUUCAAACAAAGUAGAGAAACGCUUGUGUUCAAUAGCAUGGGUGGAUUUAUUUCACAAGUCUUUUAUACAUUGGUUUCCUUUGCAUGGUGUCUGUAUGAUAGGCAUUUAGAAAUGAUUGAAGACGGUCUUUUUUGUUACAAAAUACAUUGUAGGCAGUGUUUGUA
Molecule: messenger RNA, 1754 nt
Organism: Polyodon spathula (Mississippi paddlefish)
Lineage: Eukaryota; Metazoa; Chordata; Actinopteri; Acipenseriformes; Polyodontidae
Exons: 5
Coding region: 184-744 (186 amino acids)
Biological process (GO): positive regulation of DNA-templated transcription
Cellular component (GO): mediator complex
Molecular function (GO): transcription coregulator activity
Source: RefSeq, a predicted model, not a curated record